GGCUGUUGAUGUUGACACGGCCCCGGCGGCCGCAGCGCCCGCGGCCCCUCAGCGCCGGGGGGGCCCCUCCGAGUCCCCGCCCGCGGCCCCCCCGCCCCGCAGCGUCCCGCCGCUGGUCCCCGGUACCGCCCCGACCUCCGAACCCCCGUCCGCGGCUCCUCCGCCCCGCAGCUCCCCUCCGCUGACCCCCGGUACCCCCGCGGCGCCCCCCCCCAUGCGCGCCCCGCCAUGACGAUCCUCCCGAAGAAGAAGCCGGUACCGGCGCCAGACGGCGACGCGGAUUCCGGUCCGGACGCGGGGCCUGAACGCGGAGCGGACGCGGGGCCGGAGCGCGGCCCUGGAGGUGUCGGCGAACCCGGCGGACCCGGUGUGGGGGUACCGCGGCCUCGGGCCUCGCCGCCUCCUCCGCUGCGGGGCUGGGCCGGGCUGCCCGGAGCCGCCGGUUCUCCUCCACCCUCCGGGCCCGGAGGUCCCGGCGGCGGCGGCCCCGGCUCUGCGGAUGGACCCGCGGCUCUGCUGGGGCUGGAGGCGGCGGCGCUGGGGUUGCCCGAGCCCCGCGGGCCCGGCUGUGGAGGAGGCGGCGGGGGCGGCCCCGGGCACAGCAAGAGGCGGCGGCGCGGAGGGGCCGGGCCCAGCGCGGGAAGCGCGGGGUCGGGUCCCGGUGGGAUCGGGCUGGGGAUGGGGCUGGGCCCCGGCUGUGGAAGUCCCGGGCCCGACGAGGCGGGAGGAGGCUACAACAGCGAGGAUGAGUACGAGGCCGGGAGGGUGGAGAUGGAUCCGGCCACGGCCGAGCAGCAGGAGCACCGGUUCGAGAAGGCUCUGCGGGAGAAGAAAGGCUUCAUCAUCAAACGCAUGAAAGAGGACGGGGCCUGUCUGUUCCGGGCCGUGGCUGAUCAGGUGUACGGAGACCAGGACAUGCACGAGGUGGUGCGGAAGCACUGCAUGGAUUACCUGAUGAAGAACGCCGAUUAUUUCUCCAACUACGUCACCGAGGAUUUCACCACCUACAUCAACCGCAAGCGCAAGAGCACCUGCCACGGCAACCACAUCGAGAUGCAGGCCAUGGCCGAGAUGUACAACAGGCCCGUCGAGGUCUACCAGUACGGCACUGAGCCCAUCAACACGUUCCACGGGAUCCAGCACAACGAGGACGAGCCCAUCCGGGUCAGCUACCACCGAAACAUCCACUACAACUCCGUGGUGAACCCCAACAAAGCCACCAUCGGUGUGGGGCUGGGGCUGCCCUCCUUCAAACCGGGGCUGGCCGAGCAGUCCCUGAUGAAGAGUGCCAUCAAGACGUCGGAGGAGUCGUGGAUCGAGCAGCAGAUGCUGGAGGACAAGAAGCGUGCCACCGACUGGGAGGCCACCAACGAGGCCAUCGAGGAGCAGGUGGCCCGCGAGUCCUACCUGCAGUGGCUGCGGGACCAGGAGAAGCAGGCGCGGCAGGAGCUCUGGGACACCCCAAGUGAUGACAAUGGGGACAAUGGGGACAAUGGGGACAAUGGGGACAAUGGGGACAAGGGAUCCCAUGGCUUAGGGGUGUCCCCAUAA
Molecule: messenger RNA, 1551 nt
Organism: Cinclus cinclus
Lineage: Eukaryota; Metazoa; Chordata; Aves; Passeriformes; Cinclidae
Gene: OTUD5
Product: OTU deubiquitinase 5
Exons: 7
Coding region: 229-1551 (440 amino acids)
Biological process (GO): protein deubiquitination
Molecular function (GO): K63-linked deubiquitinase activity; cysteine-type deubiquitinase activity
Source: RefSeq, a predicted model, not a curated record